AUGGCAGCCGUACCCAUCUCUGACUCUCCGGCCCCCUUGAGCCUCGGUUCUGCUUGGUGGAGUCUCAACUCCUUUGUGGAAUCUGCGUUCGAGAGCGCAAUGCUCGGAGAGUGGGAAGAUGCGGCAGAUCUGUACAACCGCUUCGAGGAAGUCCGGGUCGCCACGAUCAUCCGGACUGGUGACACCUUGCUGCACUUGGCCGUGUCGAGCCGAGUGGAAGGCAACGUGAAGCUGCUCACGGGCCGUAUCCCCAGAUAUCGCAGCAGAAAAAUCCUGGGGAUGGGGAACAAGAGCGGCGACACGCCACUGCACCUGGCUGCCGCCCUCGGGAUGAGGAAGGCGUGCUUGGACAUGGCCAGGCGGUGCCCCGAGCUGUUGACCCAGGUUCGCAAUGAGCACGGUGAGACGCCCCUCUUUAAGGCCGCGCGCCACGGCCAGAGGGAAACCUUCCGCGCCAUGCAACGUGCCGCCCUCGCCGCAGGUAGCAGCCUCUUCGACCUAGGCUGCUGCCGGAAAUCUGGCGGCGACACCGUCCUCCACGUUGCCUUGCUCGAGGAGCACUAUGGUACGUAA
Molecule: messenger RNA, 573 nt
Organism: Phoenix dactylifera (date palm)
Lineage: Eukaryota; Viridiplantae; Streptophyta; Magnoliopsida; Arecales; Arecaceae
Source: RefSeq, a predicted model, not a curated record